AUGCAGUUAUCACUCGCUGUUCUGGCUGCGGUCACUCAGGCCGUAGUCAGUUCAGCUUCUAGCCUCACACCCCCGGUUCUGCCGUUAACCGUGCGGAACCCCUACCUGAGUACCUGGCUCGGCAAUGCUCGCGAUGCACCCUGGUCCAGCUGGCCCAUGUUCUACACGGGAGACGAGAUUGGGCUGUCGUUGAUGGCCCAGAUACCAAGCCAGGGAUCCGUGUAUCCUCUCCUCGGCAAGCCGCAGGAUUCCUUGGGCUCAAAUGAAGAGUAUCAAGUUAAAUAUCCCAACUAUCUCGGACACAACUACGACGCCUCGACGACAAACUUUACCUAUCGCAUUGACACUGAUGGCUCUAAACCACUCCACAUCACAGUCUCAUUCCUUUCUCCUAUCACACCGACAUCUACUCUGCGGCAGUCGAUUCCGGCCUCUUACAUAACCAUUGAUGUAAAAGGCGAGACAGAUGUCAACAUCUACAUGGACGUGGACGGCCGUUGGCUGAGCGGAGAUACUGGAGCCCAGCUCAAGUGGGAGUGGGAUACGAUGAACAUCGGAGACAAGAAUAAGAAGCCAAGCCUUCAACGAUGGCAGGUUCGCCGAACCACCGAGCUUCUAUUCACUGAGAUUCGCGAUCGUGGUGAAUGGGGUACUCUCCACUUCACCGGACCUGCCACUGCUCAAUACGAGUCCGGCGAGGCAGACAAGGUGAGGCGAAACUUUGCCAGCUCUGGAGGGCUACGCAACAAGAAUGAUGAACAGUGGCGCGCCAUCCGUGACCGAACGCCAGUCUUCGCCUUUUCGAAGUCUUUCAACCUUGGUCGACCAACUGAAUCGGGCUCCCUUAGCGUCACAUUCACCCUCGGACUCGUCCAAACACCUGUUGUGCAGUAUGCUGCUGCGCGCGGACUCACCAUGAUGCGCCCUCUUUGGGAAUCUUGGUUCCCGACCACUGAAGAGCUUUUCACCUUUCACUAUAAUGAUUACGCCGCGGCCAGCGCUCUGGCAUCUAACUACUCCCAACAAGUGGCCAAAGAUGCCUAUCUCUCGGGCGCCGAUGAUUACGUCGACAUUGUUGCUCUUUCUGCGCGCCAGGUGAUGGGCGCCACCACGUUCUCAGGUACCCCAGACAACCCCAUCCUUUUCCUCAAGGAGAUUUCCUCCAAUGGUAACUUCCAAACCAUUGAUGUGAUCUUCCCGGCUUUCCCCUUCUUCUUGUACACCAACCCGCGCUGGCUGGCGUAUCUGCUAGAGCCACUCAUUGAGCAUAUGCUGAGUGGACAGUAUCCUAAUACGUACGCGAUGCACGAUUUGGGCACCCACUUCCCUAAUGCCACUGGUCACCCCGAUGGUAAUGAUGAAUACAUGCCGGUGGAGGAGUGCGGUAACAUCCUCAUCAUGGGCCUGGCUAUUGCCAAUUCACUUCAGUAUGAGGAAUUGUCUGAAGCGUCUUCCAUCUGGUCUACCGAGGGAUCGAGUCCCGCGAAACUCUUGACCGAGUCAUCCGGACUCUUCCCUCUGAACAACCUGCAGGCUUUGUCCGGUGUCGUCUACCAAGAUGGCAAAUGGGGUGGUGGCAUAGAGGGACAUCGCUUGGCUGAGAAAUGGGUGAAGCGUAGCUACCGUCUCUGGAAGCAAUGGACUGGGUAUCUAGUUGAAUUCUCUCUGGAGCCCGCUAAUCAACUUUCUACUGACGAUUUCGCCGGCUGGUUGGCCCUGCAAACCAACCUUGCCUUGAAAGGAAUUGUCGGCAUCAAGGCGAUGAGCAAGCUGGCCGAGUUGACCAGUCAUGACGAUGACGCUUCAUACUUCAAGGAUAUUGCCGACAAGUACAUCGCCAAGUGGGAAGAACUCGGCAUGUCCCGCGACGGCACACACGCCAAACUCGCCUACGACUGGUACGGCUCGUGGACCACCAUCUACAACCUCUAUGCCGACGCCCAGCUCUGUUUCCACCUCGAAGGCACAAGCUCAUCCAGCAAGGCCGAGUCGCCCGGCUUUGUUCCUCGUCACAUCUACCAGAAGCAGUCCGUGUGGUACCACUACGUGCGCCAGAAGUUCGGUCUGCCCCUCGACAGUCGACACCUUUACACCAAGACGGACUGGGAAUUUUUCUCGAUGGCCGUUGCAUCCAAGCCCGUCCGUUCGGAGAUCCUGGAGUCUGUUGCGCGUUGGGUCAAUGAGACUGUUACAGAUCGCCCGUUCACAGAUCUGCACAACACUGAAGGUGAUGGGAACUUCCCCGGUCCGAACUUCUUUGCACGCCCUGUUAUCGGCGGUCAUUUUGCGUUCUUGGCGCUUGAGCGGGCUUGCGGUGGUCGUGCGAUGAAGGGGCUGUCCUUCUUGGACGAUGUAGAUGAGGAGACUAUUCAGGUUUGGGCUCAGAAUGCCCAGACUGCGGCUGAGCAGUUCACUCAUCCGUCUCGGAACCACCAUGGGGAUGGAGAGCUUUGA
Penicillium maclennaniae is the source of this 2454-nucleotide messenger RNA. RefSeq names its product putative glutaminase. Lineage: Eukaryota; Fungi; Ascomycota; Eurotiomycetes; Eurotiales; Aspergillaceae. The record is from RefSeq and is a predicted model, not a curated record. The transcript has 4 exons. The coding region runs from base 1 to 2454 and encodes 817 amino acids.